Messenger RNA from Strongylus vulgaris, 489 nucleotides. Lineage: Eukaryota; Metazoa; Nematoda; Chromadorea; Rhabditida; Strongylidae. The record is from the annotation of a GenBank genome assembly.
AUGGAGCUCGUAAACAGCAAACCUAAUAGCUCCGAGUUCUACUGUCAUGUACAUCGAAAAGAACUGGAACAUGCAAACCCGGACAUUAAGUUAGCAGGAUUUGUUUUGAAUUCAGCUAUCAUUGAGGAAUGUGCUACGGUUGAAGCAGUGAUCUUAUAUGCGAAGUGGGCUUUGAAAUAUGACAUUCCAAAGUUCCAUGUAAUUCAUCAGAGAGGCCUGAAACUUUUCAAGGAUGCUGAAUUGGACCAAUUUAUUGUGGAGUGGACAAAACUUGUACAAAAUGUGGCUAGAGAAGCAAUGGAGCAUGAUUGUGAUGAAACCGAUAAAAAGGUCCAGGCGAAAUCGGUUCGUGAGGAGGUUCCUUCAAGGGAGGAAAAGAGGUGUUUGGUUGAUGAGGAUGAAGCCAAGGAAAAGGAGCCGAAAAAAUCUACCAAACGGAAAAGCAUGUCACGAAAGAGAAAUCCAGCAAAGUUGUCCAAAUUGCGGUAG